AUGAAAUUCACAUAUGUUCUAGGAGGGUGGGAAGGAACAGCAUCUGAUUCAAGAAUAUUAAAGGAUGUCCUAGGUAGAGAGGAUCCACUUAUCAUACCACAAGGUAAAUACUACUUGGGGGAUGCUGGAUUUAUGUUAAAAGGACAAAUAAUUACGCCGUAUCGAGGGGUUCGAUAUCACCUUAAAGAGUAUUCUCGAAGAGCUCCACAAAACCCAAGAGAAUUGUUUAACCAUCGACAUUCGUCACUUAGAAAUGUGAUUGAAAGAACAUUUGGCGUCUUGAAGAAAAGAUUUCCUAUAAUAGCUAGUGGAACAGAACCGCAUUAUUCGUUCGAUACAAUGACGAAUAUUGUACUAGCAUGUUGCAUUUUACACAAUUUUCUUCGAGGCGUAGACAAUGAUGAAUCGCUGUUAGCAGAGGUCGAUCGAGAGUUGAUGGAACAACCUAUGGAUACCAUGCCCACUCAAGCUCGUGAGGAUGAUCAUAGGGAAGGGUCAUCUAUACAGGAUGCUAUCGCAUAUGAAAUGUGGACAAAUUAUACUAAUAAUUAG
Messenger RNA from Cajanus cajan (pigeon pea), 552 nucleotides. The record is from RefSeq and is a predicted model, not a curated record. NCBI's taxonomy places the organism in Eukaryota, Viridiplantae, Streptophyta, Magnoliopsida, Fabales, Fabaceae.